UCUUACCAUUUAUUGGUCAAACAAACUUGCAGAGCGAAGAGAUGGGUAGCGAAGCAUACGAAGAGGCCAUUGAAGCUCUCAAGAAGCUUAUUAUCGAGAAGGAGGAGCUAAAGACUGUUGCGGCCGCUAAGGUGGAGCAGGUCACGGCAGCACUUCAGACAGGUACUUCCUCCGACAAGAAAGCUUUCGACCCCGUCGAAAACAUUAAGCAAGGCUUCAUCACUUUCAAGAAGGAGAAAUACGAAACCAACCCUGCUUUGUACGGUGAGCUCGCCAAGGGUCAGAGUCCUAAGUACAUGGUGUUUGCUUGUUCCGACUCGCGUGUGUGUCCAUCGCACGUUCUCAACUUUCAGCCAGGAGAGGCCUUCGUUGUCCGUAACAUAGCCAACAUGGUUCCUCCUUUUGACAAGGUCAAAUACGGUGGAGUAGGAGCAGCCAUCGAAUACGCUGUUUUGCACCUUAAGGUGGAGAACAUUGUGGUGAUAGGACACAGCGCUUGUGGUGGGAUCAAGGGACUCAUGUCUUUUCCUUUGGAUGGAAACAACUCCACUGAUUUCAUAGAGGACUGGGUCAAAAUCUGUUUACCAGCCAAGUCAAAAGUCAUAUCAGAACUUGGGGAGUCAGCCUUUGAGGACCAGUGUGGCCGAUGUGAAAGGGAGGCAGUGAAUGUUUCACUAGCAAACUUGUUGACUUAUCCAUUCGUGAGAGAAGCUGUGAAAGGAACACUUGCUUUGAAGGGAGGCUACUAUGAUUUUAUAAAGGGUGCUUUUGAGCUUUGGGGACUUGAGUUUGGCCUCUCCGAAACUAGCUCAGUUAAAGAUGUGGCCACCAUACUACAUUGGAAGCUGUAGGAAAUCUUUCAAGCUUUUAUCCCGUUCACAUUUUUAAUUCAGGCACACGAACUUGUUGUUUC
Messenger RNA from Raphanus sativus (radish), 913 nucleotides. RefSeq names its product beta carbonic anhydrase 1, chloroplastic-like. Gene Ontology annotation, biological process: carbon utilization. Lineage: Eukaryota; Viridiplantae; Streptophyta; Magnoliopsida; Brassicales; Brassicaceae. Gene Ontology annotation, molecular function: zinc ion binding; carbonate dehydratase activity. The record is from RefSeq and is a predicted model, not a curated record.